AUCUCUCUGUUCCUCUGAAAUCUGUGUUCCUCUGUGAUUUCACUGUUUCUCUGUGAUCUGUUUCUGGGUGAUCUCUCCGUUUCUCUGUUGGUGAUCUCUCUGUUCCUCUGUAAUCUCAUAAAUGUACAUAAAUGUCCAGUAUACACACUGCUCUAAACUCAUAAUGGUAUAAUUGUCCAGUAUAUACAGUGCCCUAAACUCAUAAUGGUAUAUAAAUGUCCAGUAUAAACACUGCCCUAAACUCAUAGCGGUAUAUAAAUAUCCAGUAUAAACACUGCCCUAAAUUCAUAAUGGUAUAUAAAUGUCCAGUAUAAGCACUGCUCUAAGCUCAUGGUGGUAUAUAAAUGUCCAGUAUAAACACUGCUCUAAACUCAUAAUGGUAUAUAAAUGUCCAGUAUAAACACUGUCCUAAAUUCAUAAUGCAAUAUAAAUGUCCAGUAGUCACACUGCGCUAAACUCAUGGUAGUAUAUAAAUGUCCAAUGUAAACACUCCUAAAUUCAUAAUGGUAUAUAAAUGUCCAGUAUAAACACUGCUCAAAACUCAUGUUAUAUAAAUGUCUAGUAUAAACACUCCCCUAAAUUCAUAAUGGUAUAUAAAUGUCCAGUGUAAACACUGCUGUAAACUCAUAUUGGUAUAUAAAUGUCCAGUAUAAACACUGCUCUAAGCUCAUGGUGGUAUAAAUGUGCAGUAUAAGCACUGCUCUAAACUCAUAAUGGUACAUAAAUGUCCAGUAUAAACACUGCUCUAAACUCAGAAUGGUAUAUAAAUGUUCAGUAUCAACACUGCUCUAAGCUCAUGGUGGUAUAAAUGUCCAGUAUAAACACUGCCCUAAACUCAUAAUGGUAUAUAAAUGUUUCUCCAGGGAGCCUUAUGUGUUUUAUUGGACUUUAACCGGUGUGGCACUGAUAAUAUUUCCAUUUUUAUUUCUGCUUACUUGUCUUUCCUCUCACAGGUUUAUCGUGGCAUUUCACUACCACGUGUCCCCAGCAACAACAGUGAUGACAAUAAAAAUGAUCGCGUUAACAAAAAAGCUGGUGUAAUAGGAGAAUGUCCCGGCCAGAAAUUCCAAGUGUCCCGCCUCCUGUUCCACCUAAACUCUGCCCUUGGCCCCGCCUCUGAUGUGCUGUUAGAACCUUACCUUCUCUGCUGGGAAGAGCUUAUUAGAUUUAUGGAUGCUCUGGGUCCUCUGGUGGGUUUUUUCACAAGCAAAGUUCAGGAGAAGAUCACUCUAAUCCGCCAGCUUUCUGAGGAUGCUGAGAAAAUUUGCACCAAUACCCUUUGUAAUGUUUCCGAGAAUCCUCUACAAGCUACCCAAAAUCCUCAGCACGAUGCCUACUUCUCUGUGCGUUCCAUGUUGGAGGCGGAGCUGCAGAGAGGACUGGUCAACUUUAACAGGCAGACAGCAUCUGGCAGUCGAACCUUGCUCCGCCUCCAUCGGUCAUUGCUAUGGUUACAGCUGCUGCUAGAGAAGCUGGGGGCGGGUCAGGACGGGCGGAGUCUAGGUGAGCUGUGUGGUGAGGCGUACAGCGAGUCGCUGGCCCCGUACCACCCCUGGCUGCUGCAGCAGGCUGCCCAGUUGGUGUUCCAGGCCAUGCCUGAGCAUGAUGCCCUGCUGCAGAUGGUCUGUGUGCGCAUGCAUGAGGAAGCGCAGCCCAUCAUGCACACCAUCGUCGCGGCUAUCAGAGAGGUUCGCCUCAGGACACACACAGAGCUGGAACAGAGGAACAUGCUGGACCUUCCAUAAUCUCGCACACACGCACACACACACACACAAAUACACACAUACACACA
Molecule: messenger RNA, 1792 nt
Organism: Electrophorus electricus (electric eel)
Lineage: Eukaryota; Metazoa; Chordata; Actinopteri; Gymnotiformes; Gymnotidae
Source: RefSeq, a predicted model, not a curated record